This is a messenger RNA of Lynx canadensis (Canada lynx), 1603 nucleotides long. RefSeq names its product cysteine and histidine-rich protein 1. Gene Ontology annotation, cellular component: nucleus. The coding region runs from base 16 to 1236 and encodes 406 amino acids. The transcript is spliced from 4 exons. The record is from RefSeq and is a predicted model, not a curated record. Gene Ontology annotation, molecular function: zinc ion binding. Lineage: Eukaryota; Metazoa; Chordata; Mammalia; Carnivora; Felidae.
GGCCGACCGGCCGCGAUGUCCGGCGCGGAGGAGGCCGGCGGGGGCGGGCCGGCCGCGGGGCCUGCCGGCGCCGUGCCAGCUGGGGCCGGGGUCGGGGCUGGGGUCGGGGUCGGGGCCGGGCCAGGGGCGGCCGCGGGGCCGGCGGCGGCAGCGGCUCUGGGCGAGGCGGCGGGGCCCGGGCUCCCGGACGAGGCGGGCCUGGCAGGCGCCCGGCAGCUGCAGGAGGCGGCCGGCGACCCCGACGCGCCGCCCAAGAAGCGGCUGCGGGCGGCCGAGGCAGCCGAGGCGGCGGCGGCGGCGGCAGCGGCGGGCAGCGGGAAGCUGGAGGAGCGUCUCUACUCGGUGCUGUGCUGCACCGUCUGCCUGGACCUGCCUAAGGCCUCCGUGUACCAGUGUACUAACGGUCACUUGAUGUGCGCUGGCUGUUUUAUCCACCUACUAGCAGAUGCCCGGCUGAAGGAGGAGCAGGCCACGUGCCCUAACUGUCGUUGUGAGAUCAGUAAGAGCCUCUGCUGCCGCAACCUGGCUGUGGAGAAAGCCGUGAGCGAGCUGCCCUCCGAGUGUGGCUUCUGCCUGCGCCAGUUUCCCCGCUCCCUCCUGGAGAGGCACCAGAAAGAGGAGUGCCAGGACAGGGUGACCCAGUGCAAAUAUAAGCGCAUCGGCUGCCCGUGGCAUGGCCCCUUCCACGAGCUGACGGUGCAUGAGGCUGCGUGCGCCCACCCAACCAAGACGGGCAACGAGCUGAUGGAGAUCCUAGACGAGAUGGACCAGAGCCACCGCAAGGAGAUGCAGCUCUACAACAGCAUCUUCAGCCUGCUCAGCUUUGAGAAGAUCGGUUACACAGAGGUCCAGUUUCGGCCAUACCGCACAGAUGACUUCAUCACGCGCCUGUACUACGAGACGCCAAGGUUCACGGUGCUGAACCAGACGUGGGUCCUGAAGGCACGCGUGAACGACUCGGAGCGGAACCCCAACCUGUCAUGCAAGCGCACGCUCUCCUUCCAGCUCCUCCUCAAGAGCAAGGUCACGGCGCCCCUGGAGUGCUCCUUCCUGCUGCUCAAGGGCCCGUACGAUGAUGUAAAGAUCAGCCCCGUCAUCUACCACUUUGUCUUCACCAACGAGAGCAACGAGACGGACUACGUGCCACUGCCCAUCGUCGACUCUGUGGAGUGCAACAAGCUGCUAGCCGCCAAGAACAUCAACCUGCGGCUCUUCCUGUUCCAGAUACAGAAGUAGGCGGCGCCGCGCUGCCCGCGCCUGCCCCGCAGCGGCCUCGCAGUGCCGUCUGACCGUUUUAGCAGAGGAGAAGGAACAGAUGCAAACAUUGGGAAGGUCUGCAUGCGUGUGCGAAGGUGUGAGUGCUCUCACCUCGCCCUCCGCCCCGCCUCCCCUGUCCCAGGCACCGGAGGCCGGGCCACCUGCAGAGGAGACGGUGGCUCAGGGACACAAUGGGGCUAAGCCCGUGGCCAUGCCCUGGCCCCCAUGGCGCAGUGAGGCGCACCGUCUGCUCUGGGCUGCGCCCGGCCCCUGGGCCGGGCUCAGGGAGCACGCUGACUUCAGACGGCAUAUUUGAUUGCAAUUAAAAAGGCACCCUUGUUUCCUA